GGAUAUAUCCUCACCCAGUGAGUUUGUUUUAAUUGAACAAUUGGAGAGGAAAACCCUGGAGAGUUUUAUUUAGAAAGUUACAAAGUCUUCCACAAAAAAGGAAAGCUUUAGCAUUGUGUGAGAACCAUCCUGUCCUUGGCCUGAAGGAUUAAUUUAUGGUGAUCCAUUGUUUGGUACAUCUUGAUCGUCGAUUUUGGCAGCUAAAGGAAGUAUCCUGCUCUCUCGGGUGGAAGAGGAAAUGAAGAUGGCGAAUGAUGAGGAGUCUCACUGGGCAAACACCACCUCAGUGUCGGAGUUCAUCCUGCUGGGGUUCUCCAGCCACCCCAAGACGCAGCUGCUGCUGUUUGUGCUCUUCCUAGCUAUCUACCUGGCGACCCUCUUUGGGAACAGCCUUCUCAUUGCCCUUGUCAAGACUGACUCCCGUCUUCACACACCCAUGUACUUCUUUCUGGCCAACCUUUCCUUUUUAGACAUCAGCUACACCACCACUACUGUACCCCAGAUGCUGGUCCACCUGCUCUCCACAAAGAGAAGCAUUUCCUAUGUUGCCUGUGUUGCGCAGAUGUACAUCUUCCUUUCUGUGGGGAUAAUUGAAUGUAUACUGUAUGCUGUAAUGGCCUAUGAUCGGUACGUGGCCAUUUGUCAUCCCCUACGCUACACAGUCAUCAUGAACAGGUCAGUCUGCAUCAAGAUGGCCAUCGGCUUCUGGGUAUCUGGCUUCUUCUUUGCCACGUUGAAUGCAGCCUUCACCAUGAGGUUGCCCUACUGCAGCUUAAAUGAAAUCAAUCACUUCUUUUGCGAAGUGCCAGCCAUUUUGAAGCUGGCCUGUGCAGACACACACCUCACUGAACUGGUCAUCUUUGUGUCGGCAGUUAUAAUCCUGCUGACCCCACUGUCUUUGAUCCUAAUCUCCUAUGUAUUCAUCCUGGAAGCCAUCCUGAGGAUCAGCUCCGGGGAGGGGAGGUUCAAAACCUUCUCCACCUGCACCUCACACAUCACUGUUGUGACUCUCUUCUACGGUGCUGCCAUGUUCAUGUACAUGCGCCCAGCCUCCAGCUACUCACCUGAGCGGGACAAAAAGUUCUCCCUCUUUUACAAUGUGGUGUCUGCCCUCCUGAAUCCUCUUAUCUACAGCCUGAGGAACAAGGAGGUCAAAGGAGCCGUACUCAAAAUGAUGGGCAAGACAGACCACUGA
This is a messenger RNA of Alligator sinensis (Chinese alligator), 1195 nucleotides long. RefSeq names its product olfactory receptor 2D3-like. The coding region runs from base 239 to 1195 and encodes 318 amino acids. The transcript has 3 exons. Gene Ontology annotation, biological process: G protein-coupled receptor signaling pathway. Gene Ontology annotation, molecular function: G protein-coupled receptor activity; olfactory receptor activity. Gene Ontology annotation, cellular component: membrane. The record is from RefSeq and is a predicted model, not a curated record. Lineage: Eukaryota; Metazoa; Chordata; Crocodylia; Alligatoridae.